This is a messenger RNA of Owenia fusiformis, 2163 nucleotides long. Lineage: Eukaryota; Metazoa; Annelida; Polychaeta; Sabellida; Oweniidae. The record is from the annotation of a GenBank genome assembly.
AUUCCUAAUACUGAGAUGUCCCAGUCGCUAGUCACUUUACUUUGCCAGUCCAUCUGAAUGUAUCGCUACAUUAUGCGCUCGUAAACAUCUCGGGAAUCCAACGGAUCAGCGAAUAAUUCAUACGAAACUACAAGAACAUUGAGAUUAGAAACAUUACACUGCCUGUAGAUAGACGGCCUGCAUCGAGAAACACUGCAACAUACCUCAACAUAAUUGAUCAAAUACGGCGUUUUAACUCGAUCUCUAGAUUCCGUGCCAGAUUUUCUAGAACACAUAUGCAUAUUGAUAUUCAUAUAGGAAAAUCAAAAAGGAUAAUCACCAAGAUGAUUUAGGAUUGCAUAUUGAUAGCUUAUAGUUAACAGGGAAUAUUCCGACCAGAUUUGGAUGUUCAAAAGGAACGUGAAUAUCAUAAUUAAUUGUACUUUAGUAAGCAGAUAGGCGAGAGGAGUGGGAAAAACGACGACCCAGGCGCUGUUAUCGCCGAAGAUGCAGCGUAGCAAGGGUGCCCUGGCACGGAGUCGGAGUAUAGACCACCAACUAGACGAAGAACGGGAAUUACGGCAGAAGGAAAUUCAAUUGCUCAUUUUAGGAGGUGCUAGCUCUGGCAAGAGUACGUUCAUCAAACAGUUACGCAUCCACCAUGGAGAUGGCUUCCCCAGUAGGGAGAGGGCCACCUUGAGGCCUCAUGUACACGAGAACAUCGUCGAAGGAAUCCAUACAGUCACAGAACACUUGCCACAAUUCAAUAUCACACUACAAUCACCAUCCACACAGAACUACCUAAUUGAGUUUAAAAAGAAACUGCCUCGAAUCAACCAUUUCCACCACCCUGUCCACGAAAACGGCUCGGACGGCUCGCCCAUCUUAGAGCGACCAGCUUCCCCCGUCAGUCCAAUGGUUCCACGUGUUAAAGAGAUGCCUAACAGUAUGAUAGAAAUUAUUCGAGACUCUGGGUUCCAGAAAUGUCUUGCUGAACAUAAAACGUUUGAAAGGCAGCUCACAGUUGCAGAAAAACAUUUCCUAGACAAUAUUGAGAGAGUUGUGAGUAAAGGCUACAUUCCGACUCUACAGGACAUACUCUACAUAAGGAAACCAACAACUGGUGUACAAGAACACACUUUUCACGUUAAUGGACUCAACUAUAGGGUCAUAGAUGUCGCUGGCCAACGGAGCCAGAGGAAAAAGUGGAUACAUUUCUUUGACGGAGUGACAGCCGUCAUUUUCUUUGCUUCUUUAAGUGGCUUCAAUGAGGCCUUAGAGGAAGAGCACAGUAUUAACAACCUGAGAGAUAGUCUAAUUACGUUUCAAGAUUUGUCAACUAAUUCAUUCCUAGAAAAAACAGAUUUCAUUCUGUUUUUGAACAAAGAGGAUCUGUUCAAAGAAAAGAUGCAGACGGUACAGUUAAAAGACACAUUUUCAGAAUUUAAAGGUGAAAAUACACCAGAAGCUGGGUUAAGCUUCAUCAAACAGGAAUUUAUGCGACUCAAGAGAUCCUCUAAGCAGGUUUACACACACGUUACGACGGCUACAAAUAUGGAUGUAAUGAAAACUAUAAUCCGGGAUGUACUGCAAAUUAUUGUCGAGAUUAACCUUAAAAAGACUACAGUAUUUUAGGAUUAAUAUCAUUCAUAUGACAACAUACAUACUGUACUUGCUAUAAAUAAUGCUUCAUGUUAGCCUUCAAGUUGGAGUCGUUAAGGAUGUGCUACAUUAGUAAAAUAAAAACUAGAUUGAUAUUAUUAUGUAUAAUAUAAGCGUUGGGGGAGCAAGGGAAUUAAUCAUACCGUAUUCGAAUAAUAGAACUAUCACGAUACGGACUAUAAUUCCCAUAGCAACGAGAAGCAUGGUGAUAAAAUAACGAGGAAGGUCGCCAUAACGACAACGCCAUAGCAACACGCAUUAUCCAAAGUAGCAACACACAAUAUUUAUAGCUGGUGUAUAAGUACAGUAUAGUGCAUUGCUUGAUGAAUUUGAUAACUUAUGUUGUCAUGGCAAUGUUGUAUAUACAACUGCAUUUGACGCUAAUAAAUUAGAUAUGAUAGAGGAGAUGCUGCCUGACAUUCAAUUGAUUUGUGCAUGGUUAGGGUGUUUCAUUUUCGGAACAUUUAUUCUGAUCAAGCUGCUCUUCAUUAUCAUAUGAUCUUCGACUGUGGUAGGGACCUU